Molecule: messenger RNA, 782 nt
Organism: Umbelopsis ramanniana AG
Lineage: Eukaryota; Fungi; Mucoromycota; Umbelopsidomycetes; Umbelopsidales; Umbelopsidaceae
Exons: 3
Coding region: 1-765 (254 amino acids)
Source: RefSeq, a predicted model, not a curated record
AUGCGUCUCUUUGCAAGCGUUAUCGUACUUUCUUUGGUCUGGAAGCUGAAUUUUGCUGUAGUACAUGCUGCUGACGUACACAAUGGCCAGCAGCCCAAUGUUGCCGUGAUCGGCUCUUCAGCACAAGUGCAUAAAAUGGAAACUCCGGCUAUGGAAGGAAAGAUGAAACUUUGGAAAGAGAAAAAUGACGAAGAAGAUGAAUGCUAUGAAGACGACAAAGACUGGCAUCAUGACGAUGAUUGUGAGAGUGAUGAUGAACACGGCCAUAAAAAUAAGCGUCACUGCAAGUCAAAGCAUGGUUCAGAUGACGAUGACGAAAAGAAAAAACACAAGCAUUGUUCGUCCACUAAAACAGGCCUUUCUCCCACGGAUUUAUCAACAUUUGUUCCCAGUUUCACGCCCACUCCCAGUACAACGGAAUCAACUACGGAAUCAACUACAACAACCGAGUCAACUACCACAACUGAAUCAACUACAACAACUACAACAACUACAACAACUACAACAACUGAAUCAAGCUCUUCAUCGACUACGGAGCAACCAAGCAGCACUACCGAACCCGGACCAACGACGACUGGCACAGACAUUCCGACUCCAACCUUUGCCUGCACUCAGGAGAACUCGGGAUUUCAAUCAUGCGUUGAUGAAGGAGUAUCGCCAGUUUGGUAUUGGUGCGCUACAGAACAAUGGAUCGUUCAAACCUGCGAUAAUGGUACAGUUUGUAGACAAGGUGAUGAUGGAGGUGUAUAUUGUGAUUUCCCAUAAAAUAAACAAAGGCAAAU